This is a messenger RNA of Sceloporus undulatus (fence lizard), 1644 nucleotides long. Its product is annotated as deleted in malignant brain tumors 1 protein-like. Gene Ontology annotation, cellular component: membrane. Lineage: Eukaryota; Metazoa; Chordata; Lepidosauria; Squamata; Phrynosomatidae. The transcript is spliced from 12 exons. The record is from RefSeq and is a predicted model, not a curated record.
AUGACUUUCUACUUGCAGGAUGGCCCAAAUCAGUGUGCUGGUCGUAUUGAAGUAUUUUACUUUAUGAGCUGGCGAACUGUGAUUUGCAGUGAAGGAUGGGACAUAAAUGAUGCUCAGGUUGCAUGCCAGCAACUUGGAUGUGGCCACGCUCUUGCUGCUGUGACUAAUGGCCUUUUUGGAGAAGGAAAGGGUGGCCCAUUGAUGACAAAAGUAGAUUGCUCUAUAUGGGAUAGUGAUUUGUUAUCUUGUCCUCACGAGUAUCGACCUGCCACAUGUAGAGGCUACAAGCAUGCUGGUGUUAUAUGCUCAGAUUCUGGACUGACACCACCUACUCUGACAUCAUCAUUAAGACCAUCAUCAACCACAGCGACACCUACAACUCCAGGACUGUCCCUGAGACUAGCUGACACCUACAACUACUGUGAGGGGCGUGUGGAAGUUUAUUAUGAAAGUGCCUGGGGAACGGUUUGUGGCAACAACUGGGAUCUCAAGAACGCCCAGGUUGUCUGCAGGCAGCUUGGAUGUGGGAAUGCUGUGGCAGUAGUGCCUUGGCCUCGGUUUGGUCAGGGCUCAGGAAGAAUCCUCCUAGAUGAUGUCCGGUGUGAGGGGGAUGAAGCUUACCUGUGGGAGUGCAAAAACCUUGGAUGGGGUGUACAUAACUGCAGUCAUCAACAGGACGCCACCAUUCUCUGUGAAGGUAUGUCCUGAUUUUCUCAACUGGAGGAUGGCCCAAAUCAGUGUGCUGGUCGCGUGGAAAUCACUUACUUUGCAAGCUGGAGAACUGUGGUCUGCAGUGAAGGAUGGGACAUAAAUGAUGCUGAGGUCAUUUGCCAGCAACUUGGUUGUGGCCAUGCUCUUGCUGCUGUGACCAAUGGCCUUUUUGGAGAAGGAAAGGGUGGCCCUUUGAUGACAAAAGUAGAUUGCUCUAUAUGGGACAGUGAUUUGUUGUACUGUCCUCAUGAGGAUCGGCCUGCCACGUGUGGGGACUACAAGCAUGCUGGUGUUAUAUGCUCAGAUUCUGGACUGACACCACCUAACCUGACAUCAUCGUCAAGCCCAUCAUCAACCACAGUGACACCUACAACUCCAGGACUGUCCCUGAGACUAGCUGACACCUACAACUACUGUGAGGGGCGUGUGGAAGUUUAUUCUGAAGUGCCUGGGGAACGGUUUGUGGCAACAACUGGGAUCUCAAGAACGCCCAGGUUGUUGCAGGCAGCUUGGAUGUGGGAAGCUGUGGCAGUAGUGCCUUGGCCUCGGUUUGCGGAAAUCUCUAAACCAGAUUCUGGACUGCGACCACCAGACCUGGAAGACUUUGAGCUACGUCUGGUUGAUUCUUGUAACCUUUGUGAGGGGCGUGUUGAAGUUUAUUACAAUGGCACAUGGGGAACAGUUUGCGAUGAUGAUUGGGAUAUCAAUGAUGCGCAAGUGGUUUGCAAAGCGCUCGGGUGUGGAGAUGCUCUCUCAGCUUUGGGAGACGCUCACUUCGGUAAAGGCAAUGGAAAUACCUGGCUUUCUAACCUUCAGUGUGAGAGCAAUGAGUCCCAUCUGUGGCAGUGCAGACACUUGGGCUGGGGUAUCCAUGGCUGCCAUCCUGAAGAAGAUGCCAGCGUCAUCUGCACAGUACGAGAAUACAACCAGUAA